Molecule: messenger RNA, 2316 nt
Organism: Amaranthus tricolor (Joseph's coat)
Lineage: Eukaryota; Viridiplantae; Streptophyta; Magnoliopsida; Caryophyllales; Amaranthaceae
Product: peptidyl-prolyl cis-trans isomerase FKBP62-like
Exons: 12
Coding region: 250-1995 (581 amino acids)
Molecular function (GO): protein binding; peptidyl-prolyl cis-trans isomerase activity
Source: RefSeq, a predicted model, not a curated record
AAAAAAAAAAGUAAAACUUUCAAAAUCAUAAAAAAAUCUGCCAUACCAUUUUCUGGAACAAUCUUCAUCUUCCUUGCCAUUUUUGAACUCUCUAGAGUCUCUAGAACUUUUCCUUCCUCUUAUAAAUCCCCUUUCAUCAGCCAAUUUCUUGUUCUUCCAAAAAUCAUAAUUGCAACCAUCCAAAACUUUAAUUUCAAUCCUUGAUUUCUGCUACUCUGUUUUGAUUUCGAAUACUUAGCGAAUUCAUCAAUGGAGGACGAUUUUGAGUUUCCAACCAGCUCAGGAGCUGUUGAAGAAGAUAUGGAUAUGGAAAUGGAAAAUGACGAUGAUGUGGUUGAUGAAAUUCCGGCGUUGAAGGUUGGUGAAGAGAAGGAGAUAGCUAAGACUGGAAUGAAGAAGAAGCUUGUUAUUGAAGGUGACGGUUGGGAGAAGCCUUCUAUUGGCGAUGAAGUUGAAGUCCAUUACGUGGGAACACUGCUGGAUGGGACUCAAUUCGAUUCGAGCCGAGACAGGGGAACUCCUUUCAAAUUUAAGCUUGGUCAAGGGCAAGUGAUCAAAGGAUGGGAUGAAGGUAUUAUAACAAUGAAGAAAGGAGAGAAAGCACUCUUUACUAUACCCCCUGAUAUGGCCUAUGGAGAAUCUGGUUCUCCACCCACUAUCCCUCCGAAUGCAACCUUGCAGUUUGAGGUUGAAUUGCUUUCCUGGACUAGUGAAAAAGAUAUAUGCAAAGAUGGAGGAAUAUUGAAGAAGAUACUUGUUAAAGGUGAUGGGUGGCUGAAUCCGAAAGAUCUUGACGAAGCUUUAGUUAAAUAUGAAGCUCGGCUUGAGGAUGGAACAUUGGUGUCUAAGUCUGAUGGAGUGGAAUUCACUGUCAAAGAUGGGUUUUUCUGUCCUGCAUUGGCGACAGCCGUGAAAACCAUGAAAAAGGGCGAAAAGGUUACUUUGAGAGUUAAACCACAAUACGCUUUUGGGGACAAUGGUAGACCAGCUUGUGGUGAUGAAGCAGCUAUUCCACCAGGUGCCACCCUUCAGAUUACUCUGGAGCUGGUUUCAUGGAAGACGGUUUCAGAAGUGACCGAUGACAAGAAGGUUCUCAAGAAGAUUAUCAAAGAAGGUGAAGGUUAUGAGCGCCCCAAUGAUGGUGCCGUUGUUCAGGUGAAACUAAUUGGUAAGCUACAAGAUGGCACUAUUUUUGUGAAGAAAGGGCAUGAUGAUGAGAAUUUAUUUGAGUUUAAAGUCGAUGAAGAACAAGUUAUUGAUGGCUUGGAUAGGUCAGUUAAGACGAUGAAGAAAGGUGAGAUUGCACUAUUAACAAUUCAACCUGACUAUGCAUUUGGUGCAUCAGAAUCCCAGCAAGAGCUGGCAACUGUACCUGCCAAUGCAACUGUGUUUUAUGAAGUAGAACUGACUUCAUUUACCAAGGAGAAAGAGUCAUGGGAUAUGAAUACAGCCGAGAAGAUAGAAGCUGCAUCUAAAAAGAAAGAAGAGGGGAACACUUUAUUCAAAGCUGGAAAAUAUGAAAGAGCAUCAAAGCGAUACGAAAAGGCUGUGAAAUUCAUCGAGUAUGAUUCGACAUUUAGUGAUGAAGAGAAGAAACAAGCUAAGUCAUUGAAGGUUACAUGUAACCUUAAUAAUGCUGCUUGCAAGCUGAAACUGAAGGAUUACAAGCAGGCUGAAAAGCUUUGCACCAAAGUGCUGGAACUUGAUAGUAACAAUGUAAAGGCACUCUAUAGAAGGGCACAGGCAUAUAUACAAUUGGUUGACUUAGAUUUGGCAGAGAUUGAUAUCAAAAAAGCACUUGAAAUUGACCCACAUAACAGAGAUGUGAAGAUGGAGUACAGGAUUCUAAAGGAGAAAGUAAGAGAAUAUAACAAAAGGGAUGCACAAUUCUAUGGAAACAUAUUUGCAAAGAUGAAUAAACUAGAGCAAAUUAAAUCAAAUAAAAUGCCAUCAACUCAAGACCCAAUGCCAAUGGCUGUUGAUAGCAAGGCAUAAGUUAUAGAUGUUCUAUUGUUCGUUCCUAAUUGUUGUUUGUGUCACGUUAUCUAAUUGUUUGUGUCAUUUGGCAUUAAAAUUCUGGCAUAUUGUUAUAUUGGCCUCAAAUAAAGGCAUUUGGUUGAGUCGUGAAUUGUAAGCCUUGUACGUAGAGGUAUUUGUGUAACGUAUGUGAUGUGUAAUUUUUUUUUUGGGUCAAGAGUUAGUAUUUGAGUUAAUAUUUUGGGUCACUUAGUAUUUGAGUUAAUAUUUUGGGUCUUUUUUCUUUUUUAAAGUUGUAUACUUGUAUCAUUUAUAACUUUAAAUAAGAAUGUGCUUUGA